Messenger RNA from Paramecium tetraurelia, 474 nucleotides. RefSeq lists its product as uncharacterized. NCBI's taxonomy places the organism in Eukaryota, Ciliophora, Oligohymenophorea, Peniculida, Parameciidae. The record is from RefSeq and is a predicted model, not a curated record. The transcript has 2 exons.
AUGGAAGUUCAUCCCCAUUUUGGUUUGAGUGAUAUUCCCUCGAAUGGAUCUGGGCAUUCACUUGUAGCAUAUGAAAGUUAACUAGUACUUUUUGGAGGAAUACAUGAUAUAACUUGGAAAUUGGAUGACUUACUAGCUUUUAAUAUAAAUAAGAAUGGAAACCAAUUAAUUAAGAUACUUCUCAAAGAAAGGAAAUUGAAGUUCCUUCUCCUACUAAAUCUAUUCAAUGUCAGUAGAUUAACACCAAUAAUCAGACCUAUUAGUUUAAGAAAGCUUCAUGUUAAACACCUAAAAAAGUAAGAUCCUAAACUCAAUCUUAACAAAUAUUAUUUUCCUAAGAAUUAGAAUAUAGUAAUGAAUGAGGCUAAUAAAAACAAGAUUCUUCCAUUAUUUCUUCAAUAAAUUAUGUUCAAGAAAGAAAGAAUCACAAAGCCUUAAGAAAAAGUCUGCGAUGAUAAAACUGUACGAUGUUGA